CAAAGAGCAUUAAUGGUGGCAAAAACAAAAAGACAGAACCCCAAGGAUUCAAAUCAGGGCCAUUCAUAAUUACUUAACUUUCCUUCCUUGUUUCCUCCAAACUCCAAAUCAAUGGCAAAAAUCUGCAGAAGCCGAAUUGCGAAUCGGGAAAAAGGGUCCUAUUGAGUUAACUAAUCUUCUUGGCGCGUAAAAGGGACAAUCUUGGUGCCAUUUCUACCUCUCCUUCCAGCCAUGGCAAUGACGAUUUCUUCCGGCAUUCCUCAAACCGCUCCUGCUGUUCCUUUGAUGCUUUCUAGAGACCAACUGUUUCAUCUUUUCAAUCGCUUCUCUCUCCUCACUUCUCUCUCUGAUGUGAAGAAACGGAUUGCCCAUGCUGUUAGGGAUGAUAAACAGGAAGCUGUUGCUGUGACAACAGCAAUUCAGGAGGAGAUUUUUUCUGAAAUGGGGAUUGACGCCGGAUUUGGUAUAUCCUGUCUAGGGAAAGUGAGUUCAUUUUACGAGAAUGAUCACGAGCUGAUGGUUCAUUUCUACAAAUUUGUCGCUGUGGAAGAGAUGGCUUGUGAUGAAGCAGAGCUUGAACCAGAUGAGUUUGCUGAAAAAAUGCAUAAUCAACAACUACUACAUGAAAAGCAACUGGAGAUGCUGAAACAUAUGCGCAAGCUACACUCUGAUGAUCAAUCCCUCAUUCUCGAGAAGUUGCACCAGCAGCUGGAGAGUGCAGAAUUUGAUAGUUCGGCAUCGAUUAUGUCAUCAGAAGAUAUUCAAGAGAUUGUUCAAAGGAAGAGUCUCUCUGUUUAGUCAUUGACAAAAAAAUGAUAUGCUACAUGAAACAUCUACUAUACAAAAAUGUCGUGCAUUCAAGCGCACGACUGCACCUUACUGAAAAAAAUCUUGGCUUCCUUGGCCAUGUCUAAGUUAAAUAGUUUAA
Messenger RNA from Benincasa hispida (wax gourd), 928 nucleotides. Its product is annotated as plant/protein. Lineage: Eukaryota; Viridiplantae; Streptophyta; Magnoliopsida; Cucurbitales; Cucurbitaceae. The record is from RefSeq and is a predicted model, not a curated record.